Molecule: messenger RNA, 1661 nt
Organism: Engraulis encrasicolus (European anchovy)
Lineage: Eukaryota; Metazoa; Chordata; Actinopteri; Clupeiformes; Engraulidae
Product: U5 small nuclear ribonucleoprotein 40 kDa protein-like
Exons: 1
Coding region: 146-1201 (351 amino acids)
Cellular component (GO): catalytic step 2 spliceosome
Molecular function (GO): RNA binding; protein binding
Source: RefSeq, a predicted model, not a curated record
UGUUUGGGUGCCGUGUUUUGCUCACAUAUCUGUGAUUUUACUGGUUUAGGAACGCAGUUUGUUCAUCUCCCGGAUAAAACAAGGCGCUCAAAGUUACAGGCACAGGUAAAUUGAAGCAAUCAACGUUUUUACAACUACUACUGCCAUGAUUGAAGGCAUGAAACGCGCUGCUGAAAUGGCGGUGGUCCCGAUGUCGGUGAAUAGGCCAAGGCACGAGCUUGUUGUCGCUGCCCAGUCCCACUCACAACCACAACAGCUGAUUUCCACGGGCCCUCCUCGGACCUCUAGUCUGCAGGCCCCGAUCAUGCUCAUGGCCGGACACGAAGGUGAGGUGUACUGCUGUAAGUUUCACCCCAAUGGCGCCACUUUGGCCUCGGCUGGCUUUGACCGUCUCAUUCUGAUGUGGAACGUGUAUGGAGACUGUGAGAACUACGCCACACUGAAGGGCCACAGCGGAGCGGUGAUGGAGCUGCAGUACAACACCGACGGUAGCCUGUUGUUCUCUGCAAGUACUGAUAAGACUGUGUGUGUUUGGGACGCAGAGUCAGGGGAGCGUGUGAAACGUCUCAAAGGCCACACAUCCUUUGUCAACUCCUGCUGCCCUGCACGCCGAGGCCCCCAGCUAGUCUGCACAGGCAGCGACGACGCCACAGUCAAGCUGUGGGACACCAGAAAGAAAGCCCCUGUGCACACGUUCCAGAACACCUACCAAGUCCUCAGCGUCACCUUCAACGACACCAGCGACCAGAUCAUGUCCGGUGGCAUCGACAACGACAUCAAAGUGUGGGACCUGCGACAAAACAAGGAGAUCUACAGCAUGCACGGACAUGGCGACUCGGUCACCGGCCUCAGCCUGAGCCCCGAAGGCUCCUACCUGCUGUCCAACUCCAUGGACAACACGGUGCGCAUCUGGGACGUCAGGCCCUUCGCUCCCAAGGAGAGGUGCGUCAAGAUCUUCCGUGGCAACGUUCACAACUUCGAGAAGAACCUGCUGCGCAGCUCGUGGUCCCCUGACGGCAGUAAGAUCGCGGCGGGCUCCGCGGACCGGUUCGUGUACGUGUGGGACACCACGUCUCGCAGGAUACUCUACAAGCUGCCGGGACACGCAGGCUCUGUGAACGAGGUCAGCUUCCACCCGGAGGAGCCUGUCAUCGUCUCGGGGGCCAGUGAUAAACGGCUGUUCAUGGGAGAGAUCAACUGAGAACCAAUGGGGAGGACUGGGCGCUCAUGAUGAGGGACUUAUUUUGGGAACUGGAGGGACAGAGAGUGUGCAGGAAAGGAACUGAAAACAUACGUGGGGGAGAUCAACUAGGUCUCUUUCUCUGACCUAAGAUCUGGAGUGCGGAGUCCGCACACUUUUUAUUUUAUUUUUUUUUGGCAGGAUUACGUUUCAACCUCUGUCUUCUUGAGAUUCUCUCAGAGAGAAGUGUGGACUCCUCGCUCCAAAACCUCUAUCAGCCUUUGUCCUGCACCUUCCAACGUGAUUAAUAAAAGUACUCUACCUUCACCUGUGAUGUGCACAAUCUCCACCCUUGACUGACGACUAAACCACCAGUAGGGACAGUGCCCACUCAUGAUUAGGGACUACUGACAAUUCACAUGGCGUAGAUCAACAGCUCAGCAGAGCAGCUGAAAAGAGCAGAAGAAACAGUGAUGAGAAA